Messenger RNA from Aspergillus clavatus NRRL 1, 1011 nucleotides. Its product is annotated as casein kinase II subunit alpha/alpha'. Bases 1 to 1011 code for a protein of 336 amino acids. Gene Ontology annotation, biological process: regulation of transcription by RNA polymerase I; protein phosphorylation; regulation of transcription by RNA polymerase III. Gene Ontology annotation, cellular component: nucleus; cytosol; protein kinase CK2 complex. The record is from RefSeq and is a predicted model, not a curated record. Gene Ontology annotation, molecular function: protein serine/threonine kinase activity; ATP binding. Lineage: Eukaryota; Fungi; Ascomycota; Eurotiomycetes; Eurotiales; Aspergillaceae. The transcript is spliced from 4 exons.
AUGGCGCGCGUCUAUGCUGAUGUCAACGACCAUAUGCCUCGGUCCUACUGGGACUAUGAUAGCGUGAACAUCUCCUGGGGUGUCCUUGAGAAUUACGAAGUCGUCCGCAAGAUAGGUCGCGGAAAGUACUCGGAAGUGUUCGAGGGUAUCAAUGUUGUCAACUAUCAGAAGUGUGUCAUCAAGGUCCUCAAGCCCGUCAAGAAGAAGAAGAUCAAGCGUGAGAUCAAAAUUCUCCAGAAUCUGGCAGGUGGCCCCAAUGUGGUAGCUCUGUUGGACGUCGUUCGUGAUAGCCAAAGCAAGACCCCUAGCUUGGUGUUUGAGUACGUCAACAAUACGGACUUCCGGACUCUGUACCCUCGAUUCACCGAUUAUGAUGUCCGCUUCUACGUUUUCGAACUCCUCAAGGCUUUGGAUUUCUGCCACAGCAAGGGCAUCAUGCACCGGGAUGUCAAGCCUCACAAUGUCAUGAUCGACCAUGAGAAGCGGAAGCUACGCCUGAUUGACUGGGGUCUCGCCGAAUUCUACCAUAAGGGUACUGAGUACAACGUUCGCGUUGCCUCUCGCUACUUCAAGGGCCCCGAGCUGCUUGUUGAUUUCCAAGAAUACGACUAUUCCCUGGAUAUGUGGUCGUUGGGAGCCAUGUUCGCUUCCAUGAUCUUCCGCAAGGAGCCUUUCUUCCAUGGACAAAGCAAUUCCGACCAGCUGGUGAAGAUUGCCAAGGUCCUGGGCACCGAGGAACUUUUCGAGUACUUGGACAAGUACGAUAUCGAACUGGACCCUCAGUACGAUGAGAUCCUGUCCCGCUAUCCCCGGAAGCCCUGGCACUCUUUCAUCAACGCAGACAACCAACGCUUCAUCAGCGACGAAGCAAUUGACUUCCUUGACAAACUCCUCCGAUACGAUCAUGCUGAACGACUUACUGCCCAGGAGGCCAUGGCUCACCCUUACUUCGCUCCUGUCCGUGCGGCUGAGUCCCAGGCCGCCCGGAACAACGCCACGACUCAAUCAUGA